UCUUUCUUCUUCCUUCCUAAGCUUAGAGUUGAAGGCCGGCGGAGCGGCCUCUGUUUCGGCACAGCAGGUAGAUAACGGAAACAAUGGCGGGAAAGCAACUCCAUGGCGACGGUUUGCCGCCGAAUAUCGCUGGCAUGUCAAAGAACCAACUUUACGAAAUCAUGUCUCAGAUGAAGACCCUUAUCGAGCAGAACCAGCAACAAGCGAGGCAGAUCCUAAUCCAAAACCCUCCCUUGACUAAAGCGCUUUUUCAGGCUCAAAUAAUGCUUGGAAUGGUGCAGCCUCCUCAAGCGGUUGCAGGUAUCCAGCUACCACCAUCCCAACAUCCUCAGCAAUCGGCACAACUUCCUUCCCAGUCAAACAUCCAACCUGCUCAAUCAUUACAUGGUCAAGUUGAUUUGCAAGACCAAGGAGGUAUAUCACAGAUCCAACCUCCUAUGAGAAAGCAGCAGCAAAGCCAACCUAUGACUCAAAUUUUCUCUGCUACCACUCCUUCAGUAAAUAUUCAGUCUCAGCCCAUGCCAUCACAGCCCCUACAAACACCACAGCAGACUAAGGGACAUCUGAACCCUCCAAUGUCUCUUCCCCAAUCUUCCCAGUUUGCAGGUGCACCUCCACCUUCUCUUCACCCUGCUUCACAGCCACCUACUCUUCAUCAAACACAAAUACCCAUUGCUUCCAGCCAGUUGCAACAGCCAUUACAGACAACUGGAGUUCCUAAUCUGCCUUUGCAACCACCAUUACCACAACAACUUAGACCGCAUUCUAUGAUGUCUUUCCAUCAUCAAUAUGCCCAACAGAUGGGCCCUGGUAUAGGUUUCCAGCAUCCUGGUGGUCCUCAGCAUCUUUCACACCCAAUGUAUCAUUCAGGUAAUAAGCCCCCUACUGGCAUUGCAGCUUCAUUUCCACAGGGACAGGCACCACAUCAGUCAAUGUAUCAAAGUCAGGCAGGAGGCUCGCAUUUAGGGACAGAGUUUGGCAACCAAGUUGGAGCUUCCAUGCAAGUAGAUAGAGGAUCUUCUUGGAUGUCUGGCCAACCAGACACUCCAGCAAUUGCACAGCUUCCAGGAUCUCAUCCAUUAGUGUCUGGACAGAUGGGCCCAGGCAACCAGCCUCGCCCUGCAUCGUUGACCCCUGAGAUGGAGAAGGCCCUUCUGCAGCAGGUCAUGAGCCUCACCCCAGAACAGAUAAAUCUCCUGCCUCCAGAACAAAGGAAUCAAGUGCUUCAGCUCCAGCAGAUUCUACGCCAAUGAGGAACGUUAAUGGGAAGGAAGGUGAACUGGGGCAGAGUAUCAAUCCAAACAUCUUAUCUUGGGUGGGAAGGAAUUUCCUUUUGACAGAGUUGUGAAGAUUCAAGCGAUGAUGGUUGAUAAUGAUCCAAUACAAGACAAACCACAGUAGCUUGAGAAUGGUUUAGCUGCUGCUAUAUUUUCAAGCAUUCUGCAAAUGGCAAGAACAAUUUCGGAUUGCAUUUCUUUGUAAUCUCCUUUAAUGUUGUGUAUGGCUUAAUCAUGCAUUUGUUGUAAUUGAACCCUUUAUUCAACUUAGUUUUGGUUCAGUUUUGAGAAUUCCCGCAAAUAUCUUUGCUGUUCUUUUCUUUAAUCUGUUGUCCAUUUACCACUGCGCGACUCUUGUCCUUAUCCCGGAGCAUAGAUAAAUAUUAAAUUCUCUAAAAGGAGCACAGAUAAAAUAUACAUAUGCUG
Molecule: messenger RNA, 1703 nt
Organism: Rubroshorea leprosula
Lineage: Eukaryota; Viridiplantae; Streptophyta; Magnoliopsida; Malvales; Dipterocarpaceae
Source: the annotation of a GenBank genome assembly